AUCAGCAGCCGUGCAAUUGUUAGUCACGGCGCGGUAUGGACGGCUUGGAUUCAUUGUGCAGUCCAUCUGCCCACCUUUUGUAACGAGCAUUCAAGAUUUGUUGAACGAAUGGGCGAGGGUAAUCUGCUUGGUGAGGAUCCCUCGUGGUUGGCAAUAUAUUUUGCUUUCAUAGCAGUAGAUGGUCUAUCGCGCCUUGUCAGGAAUUGGUACGAUGCCUCAAUAUUCUUUCUUUACAAAGCAGACUUCAUCCGAAGACAUGACAUGCGAUCACUCCAGGCGAUCGCCAUUUUACUAGCACUGGUCAAGCAGAUGAGAGACUUCGAUCUCGAAACAUCGUUCCUCGCCAUAGGACUUCGUACAGCGCAACGCCUCGGCAUGGACAAAGAACCUCCUGCCGUCUCCGAGGAUCCUGUUCAGCAAGAACUGAGUCGUAGAGUCUGGUGGACAUUGGUCAUCUGCGAAUGGCUGCAGCGACCAUCACGACCGACAUGUAUCCAAGAAGCNUAUCUUCCGACACUCAGGGAUGAUGAUCGCUUAGACUGGCAGAACUCAUCGGGCCUCAACGAUGCACGUCCUCAUCCAAUUCAAUAUCAUAAUGCGAUGAUACGACUGGCCUAUGAAUACCAUCGCUUCGCGUCUCGACUGCCGGGAGUGUCUGGUGACGCAUCAGCUCUGGAAGAUUACGUCUUGCAAGCAGACGAGUCUCUGGCCAAGAUCAUCGACGAACUUCCGCCCCACCUCACAAUGUUGGGACAUACUGAUGAUCAUCAAGUGGUACAGCAUGUACCGUGGGUAACAUGGCAGAGAGAAACCUUUAUACUGGCGCUUCUGUUCUAUCGUCUGACCGUCAACCGCGUCCUCCAGCAUCAAUGGCUUGAUUGCGAGAUAUCUUCGAGUAGAGCAGGGGCAGUCUGUCUAAGUUCAGCCAAGGCUCUGAUAACAUUGGUCGACAGAGACAGCACUUCCAUUAUAAUGCGUCGAUGCUGG
Molecule: messenger RNA, 987 nt
Organism: Aureobasidium uvarum
Lineage: Eukaryota; Fungi; Ascomycota; Dothideomycetes; Dothideales; Saccotheciaceae
Source: the annotation of a GenBank genome assembly